Molecule: messenger RNA, 3517 nt
Organism: Lagopus muta (rock ptarmigan)
Lineage: Eukaryota; Metazoa; Chordata; Aves; Galliformes; Phasianidae
Source: RefSeq, a predicted model, not a curated record
AUGGGCCCAGCCCCCCCAUCGCCCCCCAUCGCCCCGCACAGCCCUUCCCCCACCCACCCCCUCCCCACCCCCCGAUGGACGCCCUCAACCCUCGGCUCCUCCAACGCUCCCCGUGUUCCCCGCUCGCUUGGGACCCUGCAGACCCCCCCAGCCCGGCUUCCCCCACCCCUCAGCGGGGGGUCCCACGCUGCGUCGCGCAGGGGGGCUGCUGCUGUGGCUGUGCGGGAUGGCGGCGACCCCGGAGCGGGGCGGGGCAGCGGCUGGGGCGGGCGCUGGACGGACGGCUCGGCUCUGAGCGCUUCGAGGCCAUGCUGCAGGCCCAGGGGGUUUCAUCGGACACGGCGCGUCUGUUGUGCGCCGGGAGCGACCAGCAGCGCCGCCGGGUGCUGGCGACGGCGAGAAACUGCGAGGAGCUGCGGGCGCCCCGCGGAGGCGCGGUGCGCGGGGUGGCCCGCGCUGCCGUUGGCGCAGACGCUGCACGCGAUGGGAGCCGGACGGACGCGAGCCGGGGAAAAAAUCGACCCGAGUGUCGGAGCCGAGCGUGCUGGUGGGAGGCGGUGGCAGCGGCUGCGGAAGGUGAGGGGGAGGCGGGGGGGCACAAAGCGGGGCCGGUCCCGCUGUCGGUCCCGGUGCCGCAUCCUGGUGCCAUAUCUUGCCCUGGUUCCACAUCCCUGUGCUGGUCCCACAUCCCUGUGCUGGUCCCACAUCCCUGUGCUGGUCCCGGUGCCGUAUCAAGGUGCCGUUUCCCGGUGCCCUGUCCGGUGCCGCAUCCCGGUGCCGUUUCCCGGUGCCAUAAUCUUGUUGUUGGUCCUGGUGCCACAAAACCGGUUCCACAUCCCAGUGCCGGUCCCUGUGCCGCAUCACAGUGCCGUUUCCUGGUGCCGUAUCCCAGUGCUGCAUCCCGGUGCCGUAUCCUGGUGCCGUAUCAAGGUGCCCCAUCCCGGUGCCGCACCCCAGUGCCAUUUCCCGCUGCCCGUAUCUCGGUGCCGCAUCCCGGUUUUGCAUCCCACUGCCUCAUCCCGGUGCCAACAACCCAGUGAAGUAUCCCGGUGCCGCAUCCUGGUGCCGUUUCCUGAUGCACCACCCCAGUGCCGUAUCAAGGUGUCGGGUCCCGGGUGCCACAAACCGGUACCACAUCCUGGAGCCGCAUCCCGGUUCCACAUCCCAGUGCCACGUCCCAGUUUUGCGUCCUGGUGCCACAACCCAGGGAAGUAUCCCAGUUCCACAUCCCAGUUCCACAUCCCGGUUCCACAUCCCGGUUCCACAUCCCGGUGCCGCAUCCUGAUGCCGUUUCCCAGUGCCGUAUCAAGGUGCCAGUCCUGGUGCCGUAUCGCAGUGCCGUUUCCCGGUGCCCUGUCCCGGUUCCACAUCCCCGUGCCGCAUCCCGGUGCCGUAGACACCAAGGUGUCAGUCCCAGUACUGCAUCCCGGUUCCACAUCCCAGUGCCGGUUCUGGUGCCGUAUCCCUGUGCCCCAUCCCGGUGCCGUAUCCUGGUGUCAGUCCCAUUGCCUCAUCCCGGUUCUGCGUCCCGGUGCUGUUUCCCGGUACCACAUCCCGCUGCCGUAUCCCGGUGCCACAUCCCGGUGCCGUUUCCCAGUGCCCAAUACUGGUGCCGUAUCCCGGUGCCGGUCCCGGUUCCACAUCCCGGUUCCACAUCCCGGUGCCGUAUCAAGGUGCCGGUCCCGGUGCCACAUCCUGCAUCCCAGAUCCACAUCCCGGUGCUGUAUCCCCGUGCCAGUCCCGGUUCUGCAUCCUGGUGCUGGUUCCGGUGCCACAUCCCGGUUCCACAUCCCGGUGCCAGUCUCAGUUCCGCCUCCUGGUGCCAUAUCCCAGUGCCGCAUCCCAGUACCGUAUCCUGGUGCUGCAUCCCGGUUCCACAUCCCAGUGCCCCAUCCUGGUGCCGUAUCCAAGUGUCGGUCCCGGUUCCGCAUCCUGGUGCCAUAUCCAGGUGCUGCAUCCCGGUACCGUAUCCCGGUUCUGCAUCCUGAUUCCACAUCCUGGUUCUGUAUCCUGGUGCCGGUCCCGGUGCUGCAUCCCAGUUCUGCAUGCCGGUGCUGCAUCCCAGCGCCCCAUCCCAGCGCCCCAUCCCAGUGCCGCAUCCCAGUUCCGGUCCUGGUUCUGGUCCUGGUUCCGGUCCCGGUUCCGUGUCCCAGCGCCCCGUCCCGUUUCCCACAGGUGACCCCUGGCUGCGGCUGCACCACAACGGCCGCUUUGGGAGCGCGCAGCUCCAGGCCCUGCAGAGCGCGCUGCUGCUGGAACCGGACCCGAUUCACGGCACCGGGACCAACACCGAUACCGGCACCGAUACCGGCACCGCCGCGCCGCCCCGCAUCGCCGACAUCAUCCUGCCCCGCACGGAGCUCCGCGGGGAACAAUAACGGCGGUUCCGUGCGGGGGGGAAUCCGUGAGCGGGGCGACGGGAGCGACGCCGAACCGGCCCGCAGUGACACCGAACCGGACCGGCCCCGCAGCGACACCGGACCGCCCAGUAACGACACCGAACCGCCCGGGUCCUGCAGCGACACUGAACCGCCCCUGUCCCGCAGUGACACCGAACCGGACCGGCCCCGCAGCGACACCGGACCGUCCCAGUCCCUCAGUAGCACCGAACCAAUCCGGUUCCGCAGCGGCACCGAACCGCCCAAGCACCGCAGCGACACCGAAGCGCCCUUCAGAGACACCGAACCGGACCGGUCCCGCAGCGACACCAAAGCGCCCCGCAGCGACACUGGACCGCCCAGUAGCGACACCGAACCGGUCCUGCAGCGACACCGAACCGCUUCGGUCCCGCAGUGACACCGAACCGGCCCGGCACUGCAGUGACACCGUAGCGCCCCGCAGCGACACCGGACCGCAGUGACACCGAAGCGCCCCGGUCCCUCAGUAGCACCGAACCACCCCGGUCCUGCAGCGCCACCGAAUCACUCUGGCCCGCAGCGACACCGAACCGGACCGGCCCCACAGCGACACCGAAGCGCCCCCCAGCGACACCAAACCGGCCCGGCACCGCAGCGACACCGAACCGGCCCGGUCCCUCAGUGACACCGCAACGCCCGCAGCGACACCGAACCGCCCCAGCAGCGCAGCGACACACCGAACCGGCCCGGUCCCGUAGCGACACCGGACAGCAGUGACACCGAACCGGCCCGCAGUGACACCGCUCCGGUCCAGCAGUCACACCGAACAGCAGUGACACCGAACCGGCCCGGUCCAGCAGUGACACCGAACCGCAGUGACACCGCAUCACCCCGCAGUGACACCGAACCGCAGUGACACCGCAUCACCCCGCAGUGACACCGAACCGGCCCGGUCCAGCAGUGACACCGAACCGCAGUGACACCGCACCGCCCCGCAGCCCCGCGCUCCGAGCAGCGCUCGCAGCAGAGCGCUGCGCUCAGCGGGCCGAACAGCGCCCCCUGCUGGACGGAGCGCCACGGUCCUCCUAGAACACGACCGAUCUGUCCAUCUAUGAGUCCGUGUGUCCGUCCGCGUUUCCGUGUGUCCGUCCGCGUUUCCG